CAGUACAUAUUAUUUUAAACAAUUUCUCAUUAUUACCUAAUAUACCCUCAUAUUCUGUACAACAACACUGCUUCGGCGGACGGGAAACUCCCAGCGAAAAUUACCCUCCAAAACAAACGGACAAGCAGACCCAAACGACGUCGUGUACCAAUUUCUUAUAAAAUUUCAUAUCGGCAGAAGAAAGCCAUCAGAGAGAGAGAAGAAGAAGAAGAAGAGCGAGUGUGUUCGUCUGCUUCGAUCUCUCUUUCUCUUUCUGAAUCUUUGAUUUUUUUUCUGAAAUUAUGUUAUAAAGGCUCUAUCAAGGGGCAAAAGCUGUUGAUAGCAUAAACAAGAAGAGGAAUUCAUUCAGUUUAGCUCAUGGCCUAAUGGGGUUUCUAUAAAAGAAUGAUUCAAUCUGGACAGUUUUAGCAUUUGAAUAAACUUGUACAAUUAUUGUAUUUGAGAUGUGGGGUUUUGCUUCAAAUGCCAUUUCAAGUAUUGGACUGAAGAAAAGCUUGAUCCUUUCGAGUCAAGCUUGUUCAGAGUGUUCAGAUGACGAUGUCUGCUCAAAUAGUAGCAGAGAAGAAGGACUAGAGUGUCCAAUAUGCUGGGAAUCUUUCAACAUUGUUGAGAAUGUACCCUAUGUCUUAUGGUGCGGCCAUACUCUGUGCAAACAUUGUGUUUUAGGGCUUCAAUGGGCAGUCAUUAAAUUCCCCACUCAACAAUUUAAGGUUCCCCUUUUCAUUUCCUGCCCUUGGUGCCACCUGCUCUCGUUAAGGUUGAUUUAUAAGGGAAAUUUAAAGUUUCCUCGCAAGAACUUCUUCCUUUUAUGGAUGGUUGAGAGCUUGAAUGGUGAUAGGGUUAAGUUUGGAUCAUCCUUUCCUGGGGAAAAUCAACAGGUUUUGUCUUACAACGGUAGUCAAUCCCCGAAAAAUCCAGCUCACAAUGUUAACCUCAUGAGUACCUCAUUUUCUAGUUGUUGUGGACUUACAAGAUAUAAUGAUAAUGAUGGUAGCAGCCAUGCUGAUAGGAACUAUUCUUCUCUUCAUAAAUCUAUUGAUUUCUUUAUUCACUUUACAUCCAAGUUUUCAUUAGUCAUCAUAUUUCUCUUGAUAGUAUUCUUUGUCAUACCUGGGAGUGCUGUCAUCUUGGCCAUUUACUUUGUACUCACUGUUCUUUUUGCAAUCCCAUCUUUCUUGGUAUUGUACUUUGCUUACCCCACUAUACAGAGGCUGGUAAGAGAAAUAACUUCACGAGACAUCAUUGGAUAGUCACUUCAGAAACCAUCUGACUUGUGCCUUCUGUUUCAAAUCCUCACUGCAUUGAUAUAUUGAUCAUAACAAAUCCACAUAUCAACGUAAUGAUGUUUGGAAGCUUCUGAUCCUGUUACGUGGUUCAUCAUGUAGAGGAAGUAGUAGUGACUUACUGAUGUAUCUAUCAUUGCUUGUGGGAACCUCAUGUACAAAUUUGAGUGGGCACAAGAUACUGCUCAAGUGCUUUUGGUCAUGAUGCUGAAAUGUUAUUAAUGUUGCAUAAAAUGUUUAGAAGAGCUUAAUAAUUAUGAUAAAAUAUGUUGAUUUUUACUUAUUAGUAGUCAAGGUGAUUUGUGACACUUGGCGCUUUGAAUUUCAGUUCCCCUUCUUUAA
Molecule: messenger RNA, 1625 nt
Organism: Humulus lupulus (European hop)
Lineage: Eukaryota; Viridiplantae; Streptophyta; Magnoliopsida; Rosales; Cannabaceae
Exons: 2
Coding region: 444-1250 (268 amino acids)
Source: RefSeq, a predicted model, not a curated record